Molecule: messenger RNA, 993 nt
Organism: Paecilomyces variotii
Lineage: Eukaryota; Fungi; Ascomycota; Eurotiomycetes; Eurotiales; Thermoascaceae
Product: putative phosphoethanolamine N-methyltransferase
Exons: 8
Coding region: 1-993 (330 amino acids)
Molecular function (GO): methyltransferase activity
Source: RefSeq, a predicted model, not a curated record
AUGGCAGAAUCAGGGGAUGUUCGCGCAGGCGCGCCUCUAGAAGUUGAUUCAGACAGCGGCGACUGGCAGAGUAUCGAUGACGGUUUGACAUCGGUCUCCUCGUCCAUCUACAACUAUGAGUACGAGAACGGUCGGACAUAUCACUCGUUCCACUCUGGUUCCUAUAUACUUCCGAACGAUGAGAAGGAGCAAGACCGGCUGGAUGUCCUUCACCAUGUAUUCCGCCUCUGUUUGCACGGGGACUUGGCAUGGACGAGACUGGACAAUCCCCAGAAGAUUCUCGACGUCGGGACAGGAACUGGCAUCUGGGCCAUUCAAGUGGCCGACGAAUUCCCAUCGGCAGAAGUGAUUGGAGUGGACCUCUCUCCCAUUCAACCCAGCUGGACACCACCCAAUCUGCGCUUCAUUGUCGACGACGUGAGCGAGGAUUGGGCUUUCCCUGAGGAAUCGUUUGACUUCAUCCACGUCCGGGGUCUCGCUGGCAGUUUGACGGAUUGGCCAAAAUUUCUAAAGCGCUGUUAUAAGCAUCUGAAACCAGGCGGCAAGAUCGAGCUUUCUGAAGGUCGUACGCAUAUGGAAUGCGACGACGACUCCUAUCCCAAAGAAAGCUAUACAUACAAGUGGAUCGAAGCAUUCAACCAGAUCUCGCAUGACCUGGGCAGGAUAUUUGACUUGUUCCCAGAGUACAAGAACCUUUUAGCAGACGCAAAGUUCGAAAAUAUCCAAUGCCACGAGGAAAUCUGUCCCAUUGGAACAUGGCCCAAGGACCGAAGAUUGAAAGAGAUUGGAUGGUUCUUCCGUGCCCAGUUUCUCGAGAGCGCAAUCGAUAGCUAUUCAUUGGCUCUGUUUAUGCGCUACGGAGGUUGGUCCAGGGAGGAAGCCGAGGUGCUCUUUGCACGUGUGCGGCAGGAGAUCAAGACGAACGAAAUGCACGUUUACACACACUGCUCUUUUGCAACUGCUCAGAAACCUUUUGAGACGAGGUCAGUAUAG